Messenger RNA from Dothidotthia symphoricarpi CBS 119687, 1690 nucleotides. RefSeq lists its product as uncharacterized. NCBI's taxonomy places the organism in Eukaryota, Fungi, Ascomycota, Dothideomycetes, Pleosporales, Dothidotthiaceae. The transcript is spliced from 3 exons. Bases 81 to 1349 code for a protein of 422 amino acids. The record is from RefSeq and is a predicted model, not a curated record.
ACAGGCCACACUAGAGCCGUUUCGGAUUUUCGCUUCUCGUAUCACCCUCGUCUCAUUCUUGUCGUCAGGAGACGACUGAAAUGGCGAAUGUCCAAGAGAAGCUCGUGCUGUCGCCAGACCACUGGCACAAUGACACAAUGCGCUCAACUUCGGUCACACAAGAAAGGGGCGCCGAAGAUGCCGUGUUUCAAAAAGAUCGCAUCCGUUGCGCCAAAGCAGAUUGCCUCCGCUUCACCCAGAUGAUGUGUAGAAAACUUCCAAAAGAACUGCGUGGCUUGGUAUAUCAAUAUCUGUGCGUCCAGGACCAAUUGAUACCUGCAGGACCAUACCAUCAUUUCAGCGUGUACAAACCGCUCAGUUCCACAUCAUCGUUGGCCUACGGAACCGGCUCCUCCCAGUUGGACCCGCAGAAUCCAACAGACGUUGACUCAGGGUCUGAAUACGACGAGAUCCACCCCCAGAAUGAGACUAUUCUACUUCCCGACGGACGAGUGAAGGAAGACCAUAGCAACAAGCCCGCAUCCAACCUACUCAUGCCUUAUAGCCAUAUUUUCAACCCAAGAUACGUCGGCAGUAAGGUCGCCCUUGAAGCACAAGAGGUUUACUAUUCGAACAACAGCUUCUCAGUCUGUAACGUCGAUAACGGCCUUGAGAUGUUCCUCUAUAGAGAUACCGCGCGAGUGUUCCAUAUUUGCAAACAUCAAUCGUGCUCUUCUCGCCAUCACACUGGAGUCAGGCCUAUCCAGUUUGUGCAGGAUUUGCAGAUUCGUUUGAAAUACGAGCAUUUCUUCAAUGAAGUUACAGACAUGACUGCUACGGAAAUGACAAGCAGAGAACACCGCUUGCUGGAAAGCUUGCAGAGAUCCAUUGAAGUGCUUCCAGAGCAACUCAAGUAUACCCCAGUGCGAGAUCUGAAUAUUGAAUUCAUUCUUAUGACAGAACUCUCGCAUCCUUUGCACGGCUACCAGACGCACCAUUUAGUCAAUUCUCUACAGGCCAUCAGAAACACGAUUUAUCGGUUGAUGCACGACCACGAGAAAACUAAGGUCACAGUGGUACACCACGACGAAUUGCUAUCACCUUUUCCGCGAAAUAUCACCGGAUUGUUCUCGCUGACAAGAGAGCAAUGGGAUCACGAGAAAAUCAACAAUGCAGGAAGACAUGACUGGACUCCGGGGUAUUAUAUCCUACCAUCCGGCGUUGUUGCACACGAGUCCAUCUCCGGUGUUCCACACUUUGAGGCUGAUGUCCUUCUAAGAGAGCGAUGGGGUAUGCACUCUGCACUCGACACAAAAAGCCAGCAGCUCGUCUCAGAGGGUAAAUACUGGCCCAAGAUCAGCACAGAAUAAACUAUGAAUGUCAGGUCAGAUCAUUUGCCGCACCUGCAUCGCUUCUAGAGAGUUGGACAGAAUUCAACGGGAAGCUGUUCAGCAAUAAGACCUAGCCUGCAAGGCCAUUUGACCUGAAGUUCACAGCUCAUUCCUGAUUGUUCUACAUGUGUGAAUUGGAUGAUAUCCUCGCUAUGAUUUUGUGCUUGUGUAAAGUUGCAUCAGGUAACAUAUCAUCUUUCGCAAGCAGUGUGAGUGAUGAACAGUAAGCAAUUGAGACCGUUUGCAGGAUAGCUAUCAAAUAGCAGAUAGAUCCGCAAUGAAUACAACCAAGCACCGUAUUUGGGGGAGGGGUCGGUUGA